Messenger RNA from Archocentrus centrarchus (flier cichlid), 3590 nucleotides. Its product is annotated as clavesin-1-like. NCBI's taxonomy places the organism in Eukaryota, Metazoa, Chordata, Actinopteri, Cichliformes, Cichlidae. Bases 877 to 1860 code for a protein of 327 amino acids. Gene Ontology annotation, cellular component: membrane; endosome; clathrin-coated vesicle. Gene Ontology annotation, molecular function: phosphatidylinositol bisphosphate binding. Gene Ontology annotation, biological process: lysosome organization. The transcript has 8 exons. The record is from RefSeq and is a predicted model, not a curated record.
UGGGAGCACAGAGUGAAACGCGCCUCCUCCUGCUCCUGCUCCGGCUCCUCAUGAUGCAGACGGACGCGCUUCCUCCUCUCAGGGACGCUCGUGUCGUUUUAUUUCGUCUCGUCUUGUUUCCGGUUGGACUCUAACGGAGAUCUCUUUUGUCCCAUGGCCGCCUCCGCCUCCUUCGUCCCCAGCAUCAGCACCACCGCCGGAGGGCCGUCGGGCCAGUCGGGACGGCCGGGAUUGAAGCAGCAGCAGCGGGCGGGUAGCGGCUCUCCGCACUGCUGAGGAGGUCCAACUGAGCUCUGAGUGUUCUUCGAUACCCAGCUGAGCGCAGAGCAGCACAACCUUCACCGCCAAACGGCUUCACCAUGACGCAGCAGAGAUUCGCACUGGAUGAAAGCUGAAAGAGCAACGAUGGAGAGCAGGAGGAGACAAGGAGCUGAGUGGGAGGAGGAUUAGGACAACGAGGAUAGAAACUCAGCAGCAAAAACCGAAAGCUGACUUUCUUUUUCCGUCCGAAGUUCAGAGGAUUUUGAAGACUUUCAUCUUCCUGAGAACCGACGAUGUAAGCGAAAACAGCGACUGUCGGUCGAUGAGCUGCGGCGGUGGAUUGUACGACGCACACAAGACAGCCACGAUUGUUUCCUGCUCAGAAAAAGGAUCAAACUGCUCCUCACUCGGUCCCUUUGGCAGGUGUGAAAUCUGAACUCAAAGACGCCACAAACACAGACAGCAAAUACGAUUGUGUUACCAUAAAAGGGCCAAUCAAACCACCCCGCAGGUCUUUAUUGGACUUUGAGUUCCAGAGGUUGGAAUAAAGGAAGCUUGGACACUUCGUCAGAAGGUGGAUAAACCAUUUAGGACAUCGGGAGUUGAUCCAGAUCCAUGAUGUCUCACCUACACGCCGGCCUGAGCUCAGAGACGACGGAGAAAGCUCGGCUCGAGCUGAACGAGAACCCGGACACGCUGCACCAGGACAUCCAGCAGGUUCGAGACAUGAUCGUGACCAGGCCCGACAUCGGUUUCCUGCGAACGGACGACGACUUCAUCCUUCGCUUCCUCCGAGCCAGGAAGUUCGACCAGGUGGAAACCUUCAGACUGCUGGCCCAGUACUUCCAGUUCAGACAGCAGAACCUCGACAUGUUCCAGAGCUUCAAGGUGGAUGAUCCGGGCAUUAAGCGAGCGUUGAUGGACGGGUUCCCGGGCGUGCUGGAGACUCCGGACCAGCAUGGGCGGAAAAUCCUCAUCCUGUUUGCUUCCAACUGGGACCAGAGCAGGAACUCCUUCACGGACAUCCUGCGGGCGAUCCUUCUCUCUCUGGAGGUUCUGAUAGAAAAUCCGGAGCUCCAGAUCAACGGCUUCAUCCUCAUCAUCGACUGGAGCAACUUCUCCUUCAAACAGGCCUCCAAGCUCACGCCCAACAUCCUCAAACUGGCCAUAGAAGGCCUUCAGGACAGUUUCCCUGCUCGGUUUGGAGGAAUCCACUUUGUGAAUCAGCCCUGGUACAUUCACGCCAUGUACACCAUCAUCAAGCCGUUCCUCAAAGACAAGACCAGGAAAAGGAUCUUCCUCCACGGUAACAACCUGAACUCGCUCCACCAGCUCAUCCAUCCCGAGUGUUUGCCGUCCGAGUUUGGUGGGACGCUGCCGCCGUACGAUAUGGGCAUCUGGGCGCGAACGCUGCUGGGACCCGACUACAACGACGAGACCGAGUACACGCUCACCUACGAUGCCCUGCAUGUCAGGGAGAACUGUGGAGGAGGAGGAGGAGACAAAGACAUGAUGAAGAGGUCUCAGUCGGCGGUGGAACCAGGAACCCUGCGACAGACGGACAGAGAGACCAGCACGCCGCUACUGGCCCUGGAUUGAACACACACACACACGCACACACGCACACACACACACACACACACACACACUGAGUGUACAUGCUAGCAUCACAAACAUGCACAACAUCCACUUCAACACACUCUCAGCACCAGCUGUGGAUUAAGCUGAUGGUUUGAACUCGUGUCCUUUCGUCCUGUUGAUCUGAACUUCCUGAACAGCACACACACACACACACAGACACACACACAGACACACACACAGACACACACACACACUCUGACCUGUCUCUGAGCCGUGUAAUGCCUCACAGCUGAGCCUCUCUCCAGCCAGCAGCAUCUGUCCUGAUGUUCACAACAACAAACAGCAGCCACACACUCACUCACACACACACACACAGACCUGACUGAUGAUGGUUCGGUGACUCAAACAGGAUCAAAUGUGCUGAAACUUUAUUUAAAGCUGCGCCCUGAGCGACGUUAGACUCGAGUCCAGAUUAAGAAGCGUUUCAGAGGAUUCAUCUAAACACAGACGACAGUCUCACAACGAUGACCUCGUUUACUCGCCCCAAUCCUCGUCGAACUGCUGUGUGAGUCCGGCUGCAUUGCGUUUGUGUGUUUGGAUGUAACGAGUCAUGACUCCGGGCUUCAUAUCUGACACUUUAGUGUUUCAUAGACUAAAUUAUAAGAGACCAGAAACAGCAUUAAAAUUUCACAUCAGUGUUUACUGUUCCUGAUCUGAGAGACAAAAACACCAAAUAUGGGUGAACAGAGCCGUUUGUGGACACUUUAUAAAUCCACCUAAUGAGUAUUACUUUAUUCAGUACACAAACUAUUUUUAUACUCUACUUAUUACAUUUAUUGUUAAACACAGCUCAUGUCAUAAAUCUGAAAAACUCUGAGAAUGCCACAGUUAGUAUUUUCUAUCACCUGAAUCAGAGAAAAGGCUCCCAGGACGAAUGAAGAGUUUCCCUCUGAAGAGAGUAAAUUCAUUUUGUCGCAUGGACACACACAGCAGCCCAAAUUCAUGAAAACGUUUGGGUAACAAAUUUAAGGGGUGCUCUGCUGCCCCCCAGUGGCCAAAAUACAGUUAAAGCAGCUUUAAGGCCGACAAAUUUAAAUGCCGUUCGUGGACGUCUGGCUGCAGCGUGAGUUAAAUAAUAAUCACGUUAGCUGAGCAGAGCGCCCUCAGCUUCCUGACGGGACAAACUGCAGCGUAAUUACAUGCAAACGUGUCGCUCUGUGUUUGGUGAAACCUUCAGACGUCUGAAUGUGAAACAAACGUUCAGUUUUUCUGCUUUUUAUCUGAACAUGAACGAAAAGUUGGACUCCAGCAGAAGGAGGUGCAGGCGGGAAACAUCGAGGACGGCCUGAAGAAACGUCACUUUGGUAGAUCAGUUUCACCUUUCUGCACCCACGCUGCACAGGAACUUCAAAAUAAAGGCACUGGAUUACGUGCAUGGAGAAUGAUUUUGCUAUGAAGAGACCACAGGAUGCCAAACUCACCUUUAACCUCUCCUGCAGUGAAGGAAAAGAUUGUUGUUUUCUAAUGUAUUUGAAGAUUGUAUAUUAUUAUUAUUGUUACUCUUGUUGUUGUUAGUAUUAUUGCACUGCAAAAAAGUGACUCACUGGGCUAAAAUGUCAUCCUGAGAUCUCUGAAAUCACUUCCUGCAGCUUUCAGAUUAAAGGUGCAGGUGGAUCGUUUCUGUUUGUAAAAGCAGAGGCGACUUUCUCAGAUCUUUGCAGUGUGUAUGAUUCAUCAUCAGGGCUAAA